GUGCGUGCGCAUGCGCGAGCUAUCCCGACUGUCCGGAAGUGGACGUGGCAGACAUGUCUCCCGCGGGCGGCCUGCUGUUGCUCCUGGCGUUGGCUGAGGCCUGGGACGGUUCAGACAGGAUUCUUCUUCGAGAGAUCCAGGCUCUGACACUAUACAAUGGGCGUUACACCAAUGGCCGUCGUACCAAAUCUGUACCCCAGCUGAAAUGUGUUGGUGGCACUGCUGGAUGUGGCACCUUUAUUCCGGAAGUGGUACAGUGCUACAACAAAGGUUGGGAUGGUUAUGAUGUGCAGUGGGAAUGUAAAACUGAUAUGGACCACGCUUAUCGAUUUGGAACAAUCAUGGUUACGUGUGAAGGCUACAACUAUCCAGAAGAUCCGUAUGUUUUGCAGGGAUCCUGUGGUCUGGAAUAUAUGAUAGAGCUUACUGAGGAAGGCUAUCGGAAAAGGAAAAGUAACACUGGAUUCUAUUCUGGAUCACCCAACUAUCAAACUUCCUAUUCCUCUGAUUCAAGUAAUGUGGUGGUGGUACUGAUACUGCUGGGUGUUGCUUAUUUACUUUACAAAGUCUUUUUGAGUCACCAGCAGCUGAGGAACCAGGCAGCCUCAGAUGGAAGUGGCUUUUCUGGUCCUUAUGGACCAGGUCCCCAUGGUCCAGGUCCCCAUGGUCCAUAUCCCACUGCUCCUCCUCCCCCACCUGGCUUUAAACCGGACUUCACAGGUGACGAACAAGAAGGUUUUAGAGGUGGUCCCCAUCAAGGGAAUAACUAUGGACCUCGGAAUGCUGGCAAUAGUUCAGGCCCGGGGUUUUGGUCUGGAAUGGGUGCAGGAGGUCUGCUUGGAUAUCUGAUGGGAAGCAGGAGGUCACAGCCAAGCCCUUCUUACCCAUACAGCUGGGGACAUCAAUCACACCCCCCACCACACAGGAAUAUGAGUGGCAUAAAUUCUCCUGGUACUUCAGGAACCAGGACAGCUUCAGGAUUUGGUGGUACACAAAGAAGAUGAAAUGGAUACUUCAAGACCUAAAAAGAACAUACAUGUCCAAUUCUUGAUAUGCUAUUGGGUUAUUUUGAUUGUGAUUAUGUCCAACCCAAGUAUACACUCUGUAUGAUGUUGUGGACUGGUUUCUGAAACAUUGAAUCAUUUCAUUGUGGUGUUUUGUUUGUAAGCUGAUAUCUACUGUAGUCAAAACCUCUUAACUGAUUCCUUAUCAAUGAAGCUAAGCUACAACUGAUGGGGAAAUAUAAUAGAUGGGUGUGAAAGCAUAAUGAGCCAAGGCAGCUAUUGCCCUAAUUAGUUAGGAGCAGUUCUGUUACAAUUUAUUGUAUACAAUUUUAUUGGACAAAGAAAUUAUAAAGUACUCUUAUUUUAAGUAUAAAUUUCUUCCCUUAAUAUUUUGUCGUUUUAAAAAAAUCUUUAUUCUUUUGCCAUUUAUAGUGUAGGUUUUCACAAGUUGUUAAACUGCAUUUUAAGUCCAAUGUCAGUUGGAGCAAGUGAACCAAUAGGAUUGGAGGGUUUGCUGGGUCUUUCUAUUACUAUAUUUUGCCUUUUGCUGCUGUUUUUCUAUAUUGAUUGGGAGGCAUCUGAGCCUACACAAUUCAUUAUUGUCUGAGGACUAAUGCUUCAAAACUGCCCAAUGAGCAUUGAAUAUCAUUCUGCAUUUAAUGAAGUUGCUUGCUAAUAUUCUUGAGCAUUGUGUAGUCCAGUGGUGACCAACCUAUGUGGCCCACAAGGUUGUCAGGAAACAGCCCAGAACAUUCACAUUAGUCUAGGUAAGUCUAUGUUUCAUCGGUAGUGUGUUUUCAUCUUUUUCUUGAUUGAAUAUUUCUUGAUUUAUGGCAUAAAUCAAGAAAUAUUUAAUCAAAAAAAUGUAUUUUGUUGGCCGACCAUAAAGGUGUAGUCUACCUUCCCUUUCUGUCUUUUCCAGGCAAUUGUAAAUACUCGUGUAAUCUUUACUGGAGUAUUUAGUAGUGACCAGUCCUAUUGUGGAUACGGAAGCAGUGCAGUUAAUAGAUCAAAGAAAAUACAAAUCGACAUCAAUACAACAAAAACAACUUCAAUCAGAAAUUAUAAUAGCACUCUAGUAGCAUACUGUGCCAGUUCCUUCUCUACCAGAUUGAAAGAAUGAAGACCCUACCAGGUUGGUUAUCUGUCUGAGCAUUGUGUGGCAGCAGAAAAAGCCGACUUAAAACAGGAGGGCUGUACUUUGUGUAAGUACUGUGAAAUGUUGGUUUAGCUAUGCCCUUGUUCUGAAUUAAAAUUUUAAUUCUCUACUACAACAAA
Callorhinchus milii (elephant shark) is the source of this 2282-nucleotide messenger RNA. RefSeq names its product store-operated calcium entry-associated regulatory factor (gene saraf). The record is from RefSeq and is a predicted model, not a curated record. Gene Ontology annotation, cellular component: endoplasmic reticulum membrane. Lineage: Eukaryota; Metazoa; Chordata; Chondrichthyes; Chimaeriformes; Callorhinchidae. The transcript is spliced from 6 exons. Gene Ontology annotation, biological process: regulation of store-operated calcium entry. Bases 54 to 1004 code for a protein of 316 amino acids.